UCUCUCUGUCUCUGUCUCUUUUUCCUUUUGGUGUUUUAUCAGCGCAGAGUUGGUCUUAGAUGAAAAAAUAGAAUACAAUGAUCUCGCAAAGUGUAUCGAAGAUGAAACAACUUUAGAUGUGGACAAAUAUCGACACACUAGCCAGUGGGAGUAAAGAGAUUCAGCCAAAAGAAGAUUUACAGCUGAAAAAUGCCAAUGGACCUUGUGGAGAUCCCAAUGAUCCUCGUGUAAGAUUAAAACGUGAUUAUGUUGGUAACAUGGCUGCAUUUAAACUCAAGGAUGCUUCUAGUCAUGUUAAUAUUUUGGCAAACACACAUCUUUGCUGGGAUCCAGAUUGGGCUGAUGCAAAGCUUUCACAGGCUAAAUACCUUCUUUCACGCUCAGCACAAUUCAAAACACUAGUAGCUGAUAAAUUUCAAUGCACGCCUUCUGUAAUGGUGGCUGGUGACUUCAAUUCAACACCUGGAGAUAAGGUUCAGCACUUCUCCUGUUUGUACUCUUGGAUUUCUACUUGCCUAUCGGCUAUCUUAGUAGCAAUCGGUUACAUGUUUCCUGCAUGUCACAUCUAGAUAGCAGGUGUGGUGGCUUAGUGAAAGUUUUGAGCAUUCCCUUCCCUCCAGUCAAAUAAUUUAUUCCCAUAUUUUCUUCAGCCGCUUAAUUUCUAAAUUCAGCAUGUGGACUACUGCUAUUUGUGGGAUGGUGCUGAAGGGAUUUAUUGCAAUCGAGUCAGACGAUCACACAAAAAACCAAGAAAAAUAAGAGAGACACACGAGA
Molecule: messenger RNA, 774 nt
Organism: Diospyros lotus (date-plum)
Lineage: Eukaryota; Viridiplantae; Streptophyta; Magnoliopsida; Ericales; Ebenaceae
Product: carbon catabolite repressor protein 4 homolog 4-like
Exons: 3
Coding region: 117-569 (150 amino acids)
Molecular function (GO): poly(A)-specific ribonuclease activity
Source: RefSeq, a predicted model, not a curated record